AGAGGUGGGCUCAACAAAAGGCCUUUACCACUUUAAGACUGCAGGGCCAGGCGGCAACUCCCUGAACAGAUGCUAUUCUCGCGAGAGCCGCCGAAGGGGUAGCAAUGGCGGCCACUGGGGCAGGUCCUGGCCCUGGAGUGGGCUCCGGUCCUGGUCCUGGAACGGCUGCAAGCGCCACCACGACAGAGGAGGGAGAGACGGAGCCGGUGGCCGCCGCGGCUGGAGAGGGGCCGCCUGCUGCUCCGGGAGCGGAGCCCAGCUCCGGAGAGGCUGAGAGUGGGGAUGCAAACUUGGUUGAUGUAAGUGGUCUGGAGACAGAAUCUUCUAAUGGGAAAGAUACUCUAGAAGGUGCUGGCGAUACUUCAGAAGCGAUGGAUACCCAGGUGGGCUCUGUGGAUGAAGAGAAUGGCCGACAACUGGGAGAGGUGGAGUUGCAGUGUGGACUAUGUAUGAAAUGGUUUACCGCUGACACCUUCGGAAUAGACACAUCAUCAUGUCUACCUUUUAUGACCAACUACAGUUUCCAUUGCAAUGUGUGCCACCACAGUGGGAAUACCUACUUUCUCCGGAAGCAAGCAAAUUUAAAAGAAAUGUGCCUUAGUGCUUUGGCGAACCUAACAUGGCAGUCUCGAACCCAGGAUGAACAUCCAAAAACCAUGUUCUCCAAAGAUAAGGAUAUUAUACCAUUUAUUGAUAAAUACUGGGAGUGUAUGACAACUAGACAGCGGCCUGGGAAAAUGACUUGGCCUAAUAACAUUGUCAAAACAAUGAGUAAGGAGAGAGACGUGUUCUUGGUAAAGGAGCACCCGGACCCAGGGAGCAAAGACCCAGAAGAAGAUUAUCCCAAAUUUGGACUUUUGGAUCAGGAUCUCAGUAACAUUGGCCCUGCUUAUGACAACCAAAAACAAAGCAGCGCUGUGUCUGCUAGUGGGAACCUAAAUGGUGGAGCCACUUUGGGAGGGGGAAUCGCAGCUGGAAGCAGUGGGAAAGGAAGGGGAGCCAAGCGUAAACAGCAAGACGGAGGGACAACAGGGACCACCAAGAAGGCCCGAAGUGACCCUUUGUUUUCUGCUCAGCGUCUCCCCCCUCAUGGCUACCCCUUGGAACACCCGUUUAACAAAGACGGCUAUCGGUAUAUUCUAGCUGAGCCUGAUCCUCAUGCCCCUGACCCAGAGAAGCUAGAACUUGACUGCUGGGCAGGAAAACCUAUUCCUGGAGACCUCUACAGAGCUUGCUUAUAUGAACGGGUUUUGUUAGCACUACAUGAUCGAGCUCCCCAGUUAAAGAUCUCUGAUGAUCGGUUGACUGUGGUUGGAGAGAAGGGCUACUCCAUGGUACGGGCCUCUCAUGGGGUACGAAAAGGUGCCUGGUACUUUGAAAUCACUGUGGAUGAGAUGCCACCAGAUACUGCUGCCAGGCUGGGCUGGUCCCAGCCCUUGGGUAACCUUCAAGCUCCCUUAGGGUAUGAUAAAUUUAGCUAUUCUUGGAGGAGCAAAAAGGGAACCAAGUUCCACCAGUCUAUUGGCAAACACUACUCGUCUGGCUAUGGACAAGGAGAUGUCCUAGGGUUUUAUAUCAAUCUUCCCGAAGAUACAGAAACAGCCAAGUCACUGCCGGAUACUUACAAAGAUAAGGCUUUGAUAAAGUUCAAGAGUUAUUUGUAUUUUGAAGAAAAAGACUUUGUGGACAAAGCAGAAAAGAGCCUGAAACAGACUCCCCAUAGCGAGAUAAUAUUUUAUAAAAAUGGUGUCAAUCAGGGUGUGGCUUACAGAGAUAUUUUUGAGGGAGUUUACUUUCCGGCCAUUUCACUGUACAAGAGCUGCACGAUGAGCGACAUGGGCUGGGGCGCUGUGGUGGAACACACGCUGGCUGAUGUUUUGUAUCAUGUGGAAACAGAAGUGGAUGGAAGGCGCAGUCCACCCUGGGAGCCCUAACCAAUCCUUGCUUCAGACAGCUUUCUGUGGAAUAAUAUCCGUUUUUGCUUUUGUUCAUGAAGUGUCAAAUGUUGUCCCAAAGAUGCUGCCACACACUUUGCUGAGGUAAAAAAGGCUGGCUGGGUGGGACUGCAACAGAUUCCCCUUCCUCAGCCUUCCCUCCCCACUUCCGCUCUUACUCUGUGAGUGCCAUACAUAAGUCAACAACCGCUGAUUCGAAAGUGCCCACAGACUGCCUGUGAAGCUGGUGCUGUGCUGCACGCCUGCCAGCAGAACUUGUUACCUUCUGUAUUCUCUAAAAGUGAGCAAUCAUGCCCGUGCACUAGUGUGUUUAUAAUCUUCUGAGAGUGGCAGUACAUUCAAAGCCGUCUAAAAGCUAUCUUUUCUAGUGUGGAGCUUGGGGGGCUGUGAAGCCUAGUGGGCCUCUAUGAAUUGUAAUUGUGAAAGGAGUUUGCGUGCAGGUUUAACAGUUAGAUCUUUCUUCCAAUAAAACUUGUUUGCAAGCUUGCGUGGCA
Messenger RNA from Microtus ochrogaster (prairie vole), 2449 nucleotides. It is a transcript of the gene Ash2l, whose product is annotated as ASH2 like, histone lysine methyltransferase complex subunit. The record is from RefSeq and is a predicted model, not a curated record. Lineage: Eukaryota; Metazoa; Chordata; Mammalia; Rodentia; Cricetidae. Gene Ontology annotation, cellular component: Set1C/COMPASS complex. Gene Ontology annotation, molecular function: protein binding; transcription cis-regulatory region binding.